GGACAAAUUAAGAAGAAGAAUAUAGUUGAGGGGGUAAGAAUUGAGAAGAAUACAAAUUCGUUACUAAAUGUCUGGUCUUCGCCACCAAAAAGAAAAAAGUCUUCUCUUUUUUUCUCAGCAGGGAAGGGAAAAAAUGGAUUCUCGAAAUUUUCUCGCGUUUUCGCUAAGUCUUAUCCUGAUUUUCCCUCCAAUUUCGUCUGCUUCCAUCAGAUUCAUCCCUCGAUGGAGUAGUAGUAGUAAUAGAGAAGGGACAGUGAUUAAGCAGAAGACGAGUGCUUCGUCUCUAGUUAUUGAUCCAACUCGUGUCACUCAGCUCUCUUGGACUCCUAGGGUGUUUUUGUACAAGGGACUUUUAACAGAUGAGGAAUGUGAUCAUUUCAUCAACUUGGCGAAAGGGAAGCUUGAGAAGUCAAUGGUUGCGGAUAAUGAUUCAGGUAAGAGCGUGGAGAGUGAAGUGCGCACAAGCUCUGGAAUGUUUCUUUCCAAAAGACAGGAUGAUAUAGUAGCUAAUGUCGAGGCUAAACUUGCUGCAUGGACUUUUCUUCCCGAGGAAAAUGGAGAAUCAAUGCAAAUACUGCACUACGAGAACGGUCAAAAAUAUGAACCGCAUUUUGACUUCUUUCACGACCAAGUAAACCAACAGCUUGGUGGUCAUCGGAUCGCCACCGUAUUGAUGUACUUGUCCAACGUCAAAAAAGGUGGAGAAACAGUGUUUCCCAUGUGGAAGGGAGCAACAGCUCAACCCAAAGACGAUAGCUGGACCCAAUGUGCCAAACAAGGUUAUGCAGUGAAACCGAUGAAAGGGGACGCAUUGCUAUUCUUUAACCUUCAUCCGAAUGCAACAACAGAUCCGAGCAGCUUACAUGGAAGCUGUCCAGUGGUUGAGGGAGAGAAAUGGUCAGCAACCAGAUGGAUUCAUGUGAAGUCGUUCGAAAGACCGGUGUCCAGGACAACUGGGUGUGUGGACGAGAACGAGAGCUGCGAGAAAUGGGCAAAGGCAGGGGAAUGUAAGAAGAAUCCAGUCUACAUGGUGGGUUCAGAAACAGACCAGGGAUAUUGCAGAAAGAGCUGCAAAGCUUGCUCAUCUUAAGAACCAAGUAACAAUCAAAGCUCUUAUUAAAAAAGGAUUGAAAAUUUUUGUGUGUAGAGAAAAAACCUUUGGUCUAUAUAAGCAAAAAUGUUUGAACACAUACUAAAAAGAAUAAUAAUAAGCUUCUCUGGUUUCAUGUUUA
Brassica napus (rape) is the source of this 1232-nucleotide messenger RNA. Its product is annotated as probable prolyl 4-hydroxylase 7. The record is from RefSeq and is a predicted model, not a curated record. The transcript is spliced from 8 exons. Gene Ontology annotation, molecular function: L-ascorbic acid binding; procollagen-proline 4-dioxygenase activity; iron ion binding. Gene Ontology annotation, biological process: peptidyl-proline hydroxylation to 4-hydroxy-L-proline. The coding region runs from base 68 to 1090 and encodes 340 amino acids. Gene Ontology annotation, cellular component: endoplasmic reticulum. Lineage: Eukaryota; Viridiplantae; Streptophyta; Magnoliopsida; Brassicales; Brassicaceae.